This is a messenger RNA of Cladophialophora bantiana CBS 173.52, 1932 nucleotides long. RefSeq lists its product as uncharacterized. The record is from RefSeq and is a predicted model, not a curated record. Bases 1 to 1932 code for a protein of 643 amino acids. The transcript has 3 exons. Lineage: Eukaryota; Fungi; Ascomycota; Eurotiomycetes; Chaetothyriales; Herpotrichiellaceae.
AUGGACAGAGAAGACGUGGAUGUGACCCCGAGAGCUCUGAGAGUGGUAAAUCCGGAUUUGAAGGAGGAUGCAGAUGAUUUACCGCAGCUUGGUACCAGAAAGACCACCUUCUCACCUAGAUCGAUUUCGGGAUCCUUAUCUUCAAUUUGGGGAAGAAGGCAUGCCACGUCCUCUCAACGCGAUUUCCAAGACGAAAGUUUCACUGUCGCACCCGACCUGGAUCUGGAUUACAGUCCACCUUCACGCGGCUGUGUCUCGUUCUCAAUCCUCCUCACUGCUCGCAAAUCAUCAGCUCCUGCAGGCAGCAAGAAGAGGUUGAAUGGCGACAGGGACAACAAGUCUUGUUCACAGAGCCGCCCUCCCGUCUCCGGACCAUCCUCAAAUCAUUUCACUCAUCCGCAAAUAAUACAAGGGCGAUUCCCGUUAGACCUGGACGACGAGCGGUCUUCGACGUACAGCUUUGGCUCUUUCUCGACCGAUCAUUCCUCAAGACACUCAAACAAGGUUCAUCAGAAUCCAGCGGGAAACCCUCCAAAACGUGACAUUUUUGGACAAGUGAGCCAUACAAUCAUGCCGUUAAUCCUUCCCAACGGCAUCUACGCGAAUGGCGUCCCAACUGACCGAGAUUUGCGUAAUACUCGCCCUAUCAACAAUCACAUCAUGGCCCCUGCUGCUGUUCAAGCGCCAACCUUGCAAAACAUCUUAGACUAUCGAGGCUCUCUUGUAAACGAGGCUUCUGCGCCGUCCAUACCAACUCCCGUCCAUCAGAAUGAGCCGCUCGUUAACGGAGAGACAAUUCCUUCGGGUCCGCCCCCGAGUGUCGCAGGCACAAUGAACCACGAAGACACUGUUGCUCUGCCCGUCGACAGGGACUUCAUCCAGCCUCAGUUCGACGCGUAUCAUUUUCACGACAACUUCCGUAAUCCUGCACCAAGCCACCUUCGCCAUCCUCUGCAACCGCCACCUCCACCUCCACGGAACUCUCCGAACGUGCCGGUCGUCCCAUUGCCAGCCGUCGCUGCGCUAAAAGUGGAAACCUUCGCUUUCAAUGUCUUGGACGCAGGUACAAAAUCCCCCAUAAGUACAUAUGUCACGUUCGACAUUACCGCUAUCAAACAGAACUACCUCGAGACACAAGGUCACACCGAUCAGCCUCAACAUCAGUCCUACGUCCUCAUGGAAAACGAUGAAGGCUCUCUGAUUGAUCUUCAAAUCCAAACCUACGUCAAAGGUCCUGCCAGCAAGCUCUUCGAGGUCGGGGUCCAAAGCAUUCAGAAGCUGCGUGUCAAAGACCGCUGGACUCUUUUACUCAAGCUUAAUUCGAAAGACAAUCCAUUGAAAUCUAAACUCUCUGCCUCCGUGAAGUCGGACACCAACAGAAAGUCCUCAUCCCUUUCAUUGAUCGACCAGUUCUUGGCAAGCCUUAAGAUGGACAGCAAGAGGAGUGAACCAGUCUCCGUCGAGGCAGUGGUCAAGUACCGCCACGCCUUUUUGCCGGAGGACACCACUCUGGAGACACGGGCCGUCUGCCGCCUUGCGCCGCUCGCUUCCGCCGCGUCCAUGGACACUGUUGAAACUGGGAAGCUCGCAGGCUCCAUCGUCCGUGCCCUUGACCCAGGGGUCAACACCGUCAAGCUCCUCUCGGUCGAACGACCAGAGCAACAGCACCGCCUGGGCUUAGGUGGCCGCGAGGGGUUGGCCCUCAUCUACGACUUCCGACAUGCGUUGGGCCAUGUCGUUUCGGAGUCAGUCACCUGGGACCUCGCGGUCCUGGAGACCUACUACCGACAUGUCCUUGCGGCGGAGUCUGCGGAGACGCAGACUCCAACGCUUCGAGACACCAUUCGCCGCCAUGUGGCAACGGUAGCGAAUCGGUUCUCGCCAAAGAAGUCGGGUGUUGCUGGCGCUGCGGGCGAGGGGCGCGUGGGAUAG